AUGACCGAAUCUUGGGAUUCUGAUCCCGACCUCAUCUUCCCCGAAGGACCCUUAACACUCUUACAUUCAGAUACCGAAGGUGAAGCUGAAACUUCGGGCUCUUCUAUCUCUGCACUCUUUAGUAAUGGUAGGCAGAGUCCUAGCUCACAUGGUGUCGAAGAUGAAGAUGUAGAUGAUCAUUGGACACAUCAACCAGAUCAACUCAACAAGGAUGGUACACUCAGACUCAGGGAUGGACUCUUACCCAUACUUGAACAACAUCGCGAUUCACCCGAAGCUCAUCAUCUACUAUCUUCAUCAGGUGAAGAGAAAGAUACUAGUGCUGAAGAUUCUUUCUCAUCAAAUAGCUCAUCCGAACGUCAAUCAACUAUCAAGGCUUCCCUUCUUCUUCCACCUGCCUCUUUUUCAUCAUUAUCAUCUACCAAUCCUCAUCCUUCAAUUCGUUCUCAAAAUCGUAUCGACUCGGUGGUUCUUUCGGUGCUUGCUUCAGGUGCAAAGGGUACCGUGACUAAAUUGGAACCGAGUAAAAAAGCUAGCCCAAUUCAAGCUGGCAUCGAUUGGGAUGAAGAUCUUGUCUUACCUGAUUCUGGUUUACCUAUUCGAGAUCGAGAAAAGACUUUGAAGAGUAAAGCUAGUUUUGCUAGUGGGAUCAGUGAUGAAGUUGAUGAUCCAUUUAGUGAACCUCUGGUAGAAGGCGUUAAGAGUGGUACCACCCAAAAACUUGAUCAAUCUACUUCAGAGCUCCCUUCUAGAGCUCAGGUCCGACAGCUUUUAUCUAAACUGAAGCCUGAUUCGGGUCGCGUCGAGGAUGAUUUUGCAGAUGAUUUUGAAUUACCUCCCACUGUUCAGCACUUGAAGUUGAGCUGUACCACUCCCGUCAAACCUCAGCCUUUCUCGAAUUUGACCCCAAAUCAACAAAACAACGCCCCAACACGGGUCCCCGAACGCGAGCAGGCGGAGGUUCUCACCGAGGUCACGCUGCUGAUGACUCUACACCAAAAGUUCGAAAUCGUCCCAGUCUCACUCCUAGUCUUAUGA
Molecule: messenger RNA, 1038 nt
Organism: Melampsora larici-populina 98AG31
Lineage: Eukaryota; Fungi; Basidiomycota; Pucciniomycetes; Pucciniales; Melampsoraceae
Exons: 3
Coding region: 1-1038 (345 amino acids)
Source: RefSeq, a predicted model, not a curated record